GCUUUAUACUUGUUGGUGUCCGUUUAACCAACAGCAGUAUUUUUCGGAGCAUUGUACAUUGCAGCCAUUUCUUUCAUCGCUCGCUUUCUUGUUUACAGCGGCGCUUAAAAACACUAUCUCCUGUCAGUAGCACUUCCCCCUGAGUAAUAACAAGUUAGAUUUUCCUUCUGUUUUCUGGCUGGCUCAGUUGCCAGCUGAAUCUCGUGGGGAUGGACCCAGCAAGUCGAUACCAAGUGCUGCACAAUGAGGAUGACUCUUCAGAGGCCUCCACCAGUGAUCAGCAGCCAUGCACUUCAACCACAGCCCAGCCUAGCACCUCCCAGGACCAGGCCAACCCUGGCCCUGUUGCAGAAUCAGGGGAGGCGUCAGGAUCGACGACACAGGCAGAGGCACCCCCACCUCCUUAUGCCUCUAUUGACUUGGGAGCAACUGCAUCUGCACCUGAAACCAGUUUCCAAGGUGACUUCCCAGUGCCUCCGCCCUACAGCGUCGCCACCUCACUGCCCACUUACGAUGAAGCUGAGAAAGCCAAAGCUGCCGCCAUGGCUGCCUCAACUGUGGAUGUGAUACCAAGGGAUGAUGAAUUCCCUCCCAGAGAUGAUUUCAGUGAUGCUGACCAGCUACGAGUUGGAAAUGAUGGAAUCUUCAUGCUGGCCUUUUUCAUGGCCUUCCUUUUCAACUGGAUUGGAUUCUGCCUGUCCUUCUGUCUGACCAAUACCAUUGCAGGACGCUAUGGAGCCAUCUGUGGCUUCGGCCUAUCCCUCAUCAAAUGGAUUCUGAUUGUCAGGUUUUCUGACUACUUCACCGGGUACUUCAAUGGUCAGUACUGGCUCUGGUGGAUCUUCCUGCUACUUGGUCUCUUGCUGUUCUUCAGAGGUUUCGUUAACUAUCUAAAAGUCCGCAACAUGUCAGAGAACAUGGCCACGUCUCAUAGAACACGCCUUUUCUUUCUCUACUAAAGGUUUAAACACAUCACCAUUCCUUUCCAAUGUGAAGUUCCUUCACUCCCCCUCGAAUGAUCUGACCGAUGAGCCUCGCAGUGAAGAGAGGAGAUAAGGAAGGAAGGAAAGAAGUAGGGACUAAGUGUUACCAGUCUCAUUUAUACAUAACAUGACUCACUCUGACGUCUGUACUUGUGAACUGAGCCGAAAUGAGUCGCUUCUCAUUUUAUUUAACUUUUCCAGCCCUCUUUUUCCGAUUGACCUCGCAAUAUCUUUACGCAUUCAAUCAGGAUGUCGAAUUUAAGAAGUAGGGAGGGCUUAAAAAAAUCCAAUCUGAAUUUCUGAAGAAAGUUUCAAACCAUAAACCAAUACACAUCACUUUGUAAAGAAGUAGCAUUUGGAGUUUUUUCGUAUUAAAAUCCGCCUCCGACUUCGGCUACAAACUUCAAGUAAGGAUCUCAAACUGAGCUCAGCCUGUUAUUGUCAUUUCGUCCCUUUUGCAGUUAAUGCUUUCUGCCCUUUACAACACAUCUGUCAAUUUUUUUUUUAGGUUUAGGACGUAGUUUUGUCAUUCCACCUUUUAAGUCUUACUUUAAUCAUGAUGUAGCAUUUCCAUAUCCUCAUUAGUGUAAACGAAAUAAGAGGCUCAGAGCAGCGAUGGACACGGGGAAAACCAGUUUACAUAUCACACACUCUGAUCCAUUUUAAACCAAACAAGGUCAUCUGUUAACCUUUAAUUUCGAAGCUGUGUCGCCGCACCAUAAACGCAGCUCAAAAUAAGUCACGAGACUUUUUUUUUCCAUCUCGUGGCAAAAAUUUGUUAAAAAUACUUUCACGUUCGGUCUUUAACGCGUGACGAGAAAUGAAAAGUUGCACAAAUUGGUAUUUUCUCUCAUCUGAGCCACUGAACAAAUGUGUGGAACAGCUUUUUAUGACAGAAAAAAACACUUAGUAGGACAAAAGAUAAAGUUUUCCAGAACCUUUUUUUUUUUUUUUUUUUUUCUUUCUUUCUUUCUGUCAUUUAACUGAUCCGACCUAUGCAGCAACAGUUUUCACUCAUUAUGACAUUUUUCUACGAGGAGGGCUAAAAUAGUGAACUUCCAUCCACUGUUUCUUUCUUUUACAAAGGUAUGAUUGUCAAAUUUCACCACGUGAGCCGACUCGUAUCACCUCCUGGUGUCGGUUCAACUGUAACGUGCCACUGAUCAUCAAGAUGCCCCUCCUCCUCCUCCCAAUUUCCAAAUAUAUCUGGCAAAACAGUAUCGGUAAACUACAAAGGAGCUGGGUUAAUCAGAGGAGGCUCCAUGGGUGAAACGGUGUUUUGUGGCCACGCAGGCUGUUCUCGUAGGAUCAGUGGGAAGUGGCCUAAAGGCAGGAGUGUGUGUGUAUGUGUGUGUGUGUGUGUGUGUGUGUGUGCAUCUCCUGCUUUGGUGCUGUGGAAGUGGAAACCAUGCGUGUUCCAUGCCAGGCUUGAGCAAAAACACUUCUAAGAGUCUUAUGCAAUUUAGUGAAUUGUAAUGACUAAUAAUAGAUGUGGAUGUGAAGUCCUGUGGUAACGAGGUAGCUGUAGUUGAGUAGUUUAGACAUCAGAGGUUGAGAUCCGAUUCAUUUUUUUUUAGACAAAGCUGAGGUGACUUUCAUAUGCACCUCUUUAUGUACAUCUGCCAAUAUAACGAUCGUUUUCAUAUUCGGUGAAUGGGAGGAAAAUGCGGGCGAUGUUUAGAAAUGCAAUAAGCCAAGUUAAAUGUGACUGGUUGUGCAUGUCCUGCAUGAUUUUUAGAGAAACCCAACUCACGGAUCUCUCUCUCUCUCUCUCUCUCUGGAGUUUCGGCUUUUAAGAUUAGAUUCAAAUCCUCUUGUGACUUCAGCUGUUUUUUCUCAGAGCGGUCACGGCCAUGUGACACAGCGGACGUCGCCGUUUCACAAAAAUUACAGCAAAAAAAAAACGUGACGUCGGGGUGAUGCUGUACAGCGUGAACAGAGCACCCAACUGGAUGAAGGAAAAAAAACUCUUUAAUUAUUGUUUUGUCAUGUUUUCAUCCAGAAAAUGAAAUGUAUAUACCAGCUUAUGCCAAUUCACAAUAUUUGCACUUUGAACUUAUGUACAGUAUGAUUUGUGAAUCUGCUUAACUCAAUGUGGUGGGUAGAGCAGAAAAGUUAGCCAUCCGAGUUUCUCAACUGGAAUUCUUAAUCAUCCCAAAAAAGGAUAAUUUGCCUUUUGCACUUUUUAUUUUCAAAAAUGACAAUAUUGUUCUUGUGUGUCUUGUUUCAUCGCUUUUCGCGUAAACUGUGACAGCUUAAAUAUUGCCAAACUUAUUUUUUUAAGGCUUUAUUUUGGGUUUAGUCAUAUCUCACUUAAGCCUCUUUCAGCAAUAUUAAGAUCUUUCAAUGAAUUCAAGCUCUGCUGCAUGAUCUAUCCGCCUGAAUGAGUGGGGUAAUAUUAGGAUUCAAAUAGUACAAAUACAUUUUGUUUGUUUGUUUGUUUGUAAAUAAGUAAAAAUGAGAUGGCAGCCAAACUAUUUUUGCCCAAGAUAAUCCUUGUAACAUCCUCUGGAACAAUUGUUGCAUUUAUGUAACUGGAAUUUAAUUGACAGACGAUGUCUUGCCAAAAUGCAUAAAGAAUAAAAUUCA
Molecule: messenger RNA, 3572 nt
Organism: Sphaeramia orbicularis (orbiculate cardinalfish)
Lineage: Eukaryota; Metazoa; Chordata; Actinopteri; Kurtiformes; Apogonidae
Gene: ndfip2
Product: Nedd4 family interacting protein 2
Exons: 8
Coding region: 210-959 (249 amino acids)
Biological process (GO): vacuolar transport; metal ion transport; ubiquitin-dependent protein catabolic process
Cellular component (GO): perinuclear region of cytoplasm; endoplasmic reticulum; Golgi apparatus
Molecular function (GO): WW domain binding
Source: RefSeq, a predicted model, not a curated record